AUGUUUGGGGCGCUCACGACCAUGCUUUGGGGCGGCGACGGCGAAGAUCGCGUCGAGGAUACCGCACCGGUCGCCGUCGUCCGGGAGGACGAGGCCGGGGCGUCGGCGUCGGAGUCCGGUGGCGCGGCGCGCGAGGCGAAGAAGGAUGACGCGAAGAAGGAGGAUGGGAAGAAGGAGGAUGGGAAGGACGGGGCGGAGGGCGAGGAGGGCAAGGAGGGCAAGGAGGGCAAGGAGGAGGAGGAAGAAGAGGAGGAGUGCGGUUUCUGCAGGUUCAUGAAAGGCGGAUCGUGCAAGGCCACCUUCGUCGCGUGGGAGGACUGCGUCGACGCCGCCAAGGACGCCAAGGAGGACUUCGUCGAAAAAUGCGCGGCGCAGACCGCCGCGCUCAGGGACUGCAUGAUCGCCAACCCGGGGUACUACGGCGACAUGCUGGAGGGCGCCGGCGAGGACGACGACGGGGACGAUCAGCUGGACGAUCAGCUGGACGAUCCCAUCGACGGCGAGAAGGAGGAGGAGGGCGAACCCAAGCAGGGCAAGAAGCAAGCCUCGGCUUCAUCGUAA
Molecule: messenger RNA, 561 nt
Organism: Micromonas commoda
Lineage: Eukaryota; Viridiplantae; Chlorophyta; Mamiellophyceae; Mamiellales; Mamiellaceae
Exons: 1
Coding region: 1-561 (186 amino acids)
Source: RefSeq, a predicted model, not a curated record